Messenger RNA from Cuscuta europaea, 908 nucleotides. The record is from the annotation of a GenBank genome assembly. Lineage: Eukaryota; Viridiplantae; Streptophyta; Magnoliopsida; Solanales; Convolvulaceae.
AUUAAAAUAGCCUGAUUAGCCCAAUUCGAAAUAGGGGUUCGAAUGGUAUUGGGCUAGGGCAUCUUGGAGGGUUUUAUUAGCUAUAAAACUCCUUCUUUCCUCCUCUUAUAAAUAGGGCUAUAUAGACCCACGAAUUUUAAGAGUUAAAAUUCACUUCUAAAACCUAGAGUAGAGAGGAAGAAAGAAGAGAACGCUAGCACGUUCCUUGUGGCCGAUCCAAUCACGUGCGUGUGGAUACCGGUAGAGCUCGGGAUCGUUUUCUCGGACUGCCUGACAUCCUUGAUUAAGAUUGCUAUUUCAUCCUGAACUAUAAUAUGCAUGGUCUUGAGAAGACCUUAACCGAAUUGCAUGGAAUGCUGAACUCCGCUGAGCAAAACAUCAAGAAAAAUCGGAGUGACGUUUUGAUGAUCAAAAAGAAAAAGGGAUUCAAGAAGCCUGGAAAAGGCAAGGUUGGUGGAAACAAGAAAUCCAAAACUCUGGUUAAGAACUCGGGUAAAGGCAAAUCUGUUGCCAGCUCUAAUUCUAAAGAAGAGCAAAAAUGUUUCCACUGCAACAAAACCGGUCAUUGGAAGCGGAAUUGCAAGGCGUAUUUGGAAGAACUGAAAAGAAAGGGGCAUGGUGAUGCUUCCAAUUCAGGGACUGACAAGGAGUAGAAGGAUGGCUAAAGGUGAAGUUGACCUACGAGUAGGCAACGGUGCAAAAGUUGCAGCAUUAGCAAUAGGAACAUUUACUUUAAGUUUGCCCACGAGCUUAGUUUUAGAACUUGAUAAUUGUUAUCAUGUACCUGCCAUUAGUAGGAAUAUAAUUUCUAUUUCUUGUUUGGACAAGAAAAGAUUUCAUUUUAUAAUAAAGGACAACACUUGUUCUAUUUAUUUUAAUGAGAUCUUUUAUGGUAGUGCUAGUCUUAU